UACGUGUGAAAUCAGUGAAUGAUCACAGAGGUCACAUGGUACAAGGCUAUUCACAACAGCUUUGUACCAUGUGACAAGCUGUGACCAAUCACAGCUCACUCAGUACUACUCAAUGAGUGCAAGAAUGCAGACAGAGAGAAAGAGAAAUGAUUGCUUUUACAUCCUAUAUGGGUGUAAAAGCAAUCAGUGUACAAAAAAAAAAAAAUCUUUAUCAUCCCCCCACAAGUAGUACAGUUUCCCCAUGGUUACACUGUACUUCUAGGGUGACAGUAGCAAUCGGUGUUCUGCUGUGUCCUGAGGACACAGCGGGCACUGGAUCGCGUGCACAGUCCAAAAUGGCGGGCACCAUUUCUGAACAGCAACCUGCCUCUGCACUGCUCCCAUCUGGCCGUUUAUAUAAAUGGGCCGGACGGGAAGUGGUU
Messenger RNA from Staurois parvus, 422 nucleotides. NCBI's taxonomy places the organism in Eukaryota, Metazoa, Chordata, Amphibia, Anura, Ranidae. The record is from the annotation of a GenBank genome assembly.